CUACGCGUGGUUUGUCUGCGGUUUCGCUGGAGCGCACUGUUUAACGACGCUGAAGCUCACUUUGGCAAGGUGUUAGCGGCUCACAUUUGGGGUUGCAUUCGGGGUUGAAUGUUCAGUGUUGAUUAUAUAUUACGACUGAAACCGUAAACCGCGAUGGCGGACCCAUAUGAUCGCGGUUACUACAAAAAGCGUCCUUACGCUGCCAAGUUCCAGGAGCGUGAGCAGGAGGCGGACUCGAGUCAGCAGAUUAAACCGGUGUUCAUACUCGCCAAGCAUCCGGACCGGGGCACUUCUUCCCAGAGUCAGUCGCAAGCAAGUGGUAGAUGCCACUUCCGGAGAGAGUUCAAAGCCAACCGUUCUGCUCAGCAAAGCAUCGUCAAGGGCUGAAUCCCCGGCGUCAUCAUCUAGCACAUCUAAAGACGAUGCCCCCGCAUCGGCAUCGGUAGCCACUAACCCAUCCAUCAAGCAACCGCCUCCCGAGAGCUUGAGUGACCGACUCGCAGCGCCUCCCGACAUGGCUGCCCCUGUCAAGUUUAUCGACGAUUCCUUACAGUGGUGUGACAGUGCGCUCGAGUACCUUCUGGACCAGCCAGACUUCUACGUGGUUGGAAUUAUUGGCAUGCAGGGCGCUGGAAAGUCAACCAUUAUGUCCAUACUCGCUGGUCAAUAUGGCCAAGCAGGCACGAGGCAGCUGUUUCGUCCGCAGAGCCGAGAAUUGCGGGAGCUCGGCCAGCAUUGUACAACAGGUGUGGACAUUUACGUCACUCCAGAAAGGAUGAUUCUGCUCGAUACUCAGCCAGUCAUCAGUGCCUCGGUGAUGGACCACAUGAUCCAGUUUGAGAAGAAGACACCCGGUGGGGGAGAUUUCCAUUCACUGGAAAAUGCUCAUGUCAUGCAGUCUCUGCAGAUGGCCUCUUUCCUUAUGGCUAUCUGCCACACGGUCAUCGUCGUGCAAGAUUGGUUUGCCGACCCAAAUUUUCUCAGGUUUGUCCUUACGGCUGAAAUGCUGAGGCCGACAACUUCCUCACACGACCAAAGUCGCAGCAACGGCGAAGACGUUGCUGAAAGCUUCCCUCACUUAGUGUUUGUGCAGAACAAAUGCACUCCCGGCGACUUUUCUCCCGAGAAUAUUGCAGCCAUGAGCCAGACAUUGGAUGCCAUUUUUACCAAGUCGAAAUUGAAGUACAAAGGCCCAGGACACAUAAGUAUGGAUGCCUCGGUCACACUUGGCAAGGAGAAGCAACACCAAGGACCAAAUUUGUUCCUGCUUCCCAAGAAGCUGUCUGAGCAAGAGGAGAAGCGGAGGAGCGAAGGCGACGCUGCGCCAGGAUAUCAGGAUGGCGGCCGACUGGAGCAGCUAGCUUCAUUUCUGACCCUCCAAAUAGGCUGCAUGCCGAAGCAGCACAUCACUCACACGCCCCUCACAGAGAAAAACUGGUUCCACUACUCGGCACGGUUAUGGGAUGCUAUGCAGAAGUCCAUGGUCUUCAUGGAGUACAGUCGGCUGCUUCCAUAAGGGGUUGUAAUAGGUGAUAUAGUACUUUGUGAUGUAUGGAAGAAGCAAAAGGAAAUGAACUGGGGAACGUGUGUUAUUGUGUAAAUAAAUAUGUACCAGAAACA
Molecule: messenger RNA, 1620 nt
Organism: Rhipicephalus microplus (southern cattle tick)
Lineage: Eukaryota; Metazoa; Arthropoda; Arachnida; Ixodida; Ixodidae
Product: nonsense-mediated mRNA decay factor SMG9
Biological process (GO): nuclear-transcribed mRNA catabolic process, nonsense-mediated decay
Source: RefSeq, a predicted model, not a curated record